Acomys russatus (golden spiny mouse) is the source of this 237-nucleotide messenger RNA. Its product is annotated as small vasohibin-binding protein-like. Lineage: Eukaryota; Metazoa; Chordata; Mammalia; Rodentia; Muridae. Gene Ontology annotation, cellular component: apical part of cell. Gene Ontology annotation, biological process: protein secretion; negative regulation of protein ubiquitination. The record is from RefSeq and is a predicted model, not a curated record.
AUGAAUCCGCCUGCCCGGAAAGAAAAGUCCAAAGUUAAAGAACCUGCCUUCAGAGUGGAGAAGGCUAAGCAGAAAUCUGCCCAGUGGAAGCUAAAGCAAAGAAGAGCAGAGAUCUAUGCUCUCAGACUGACGGAGCUGGUGCUGCAGCAGUUCGGUAAGUUCUGUAAGCAGAUGCAGCCGCCUGUGGAGUGGGCCAGCCUGCAUCCCAGUCAGUGGACCUGGGGCCUUUGUCUGUGA